AGCACCUGGUAACUGUUUAUCUCUUUCUCUAUGCUUUUUAGUUUCACUUUUGAUAGUCUGUGAGGAAACUGCUCUUGUAAUAGAUUUUGAUUAUUUCAAAAUGAGUUCUGAUCGUGUUGAUGUUGGUGGUCUUACUCAGAGAUUAAGUGAAAUAUUCUAUGAUCAAGCUUUAGGAGAUAUAUCAAUCUCGGUGAAUGACGAAAUUCUGCCAAAAACUGAAGACCCGUUAAAGGAGGAGUCAAAAUAUGGAGAUUGCUAUAUUUUUGAUUACCAGGACUUUGAAAAUCCUCGCCCAGGAUCUGAAAAGGAUGUUGCGAGAUUAGAGCAUGAUUUCUGUGAAUUGAAUUUCAAUGUUUAUAGUGAUUAUUUAGAUUUAACUAAACAACAGACACUAGAUGUCUUAAAAAUGGCUGCAAAAAAAGACCAUACACGAAGUAAAUGCUUUGUCUGCUGCUUUUUGACUCAUGGAGCACCAGGGAAAUUAUUAAUGCAUGACAAGUACAUAAAAAUAGAUGACAUUUUAAAAUGCUUUUCAUCUUGCAAAAGUCUUGAAGGCAAACCAAAAAUUUUUAUUUUUCAAGCUUGCCGGGGUGGUUGUUGUGAAGAAGGAGUACCAUGUGAUUCAACUGAUUCAGAUUCUGGUUCUGUCACGGACAUUCCAGAUUUCCGUGAUUAUCUUCUCAUAUAUUCUACUUAUGAGGGCAAGAUUUCCUUUAAAACCAAAGAUGAAAAACAUGAAGAAAAUAAUCAUGGAUCAUUUUUUAUUGAUGAACUUUGUCGUACUCUUGAACAGUUUAGUGGUGAAUUAGAUUUGUUGCAGAUUUUAACAAUAGUCAAUUAUCGUGUUUCACACUUUUAUCUCAGCCAUACUUUGGAAGAAGAAUUUGACAAGAAAAAGCAGAUGCCUUGUUUUAUUUCAAGACUAACAACUCAAGUAAAAUUUAAUAGACAAAUUCCAAUGUUUGUAUCAAAUGACACCAGAUACUUUGAUUACAGAAGAAGCUUUUCUAGUUUGGGUUCAAAGAGUAUGGAAAAUCCUUUGGAAGACAAGCAAUUGUACAAAAUCCAGAAAUCGAGGAUUAAAUUUCUUUUAUUGUUAAACAUGAAAAACAAUUUUGAAAGUCAUUUAUCUGCCUGUUCUUCUAAUUUAUCGUCAAGUAUUGCUAAAAGAAGUUAUCAAAGAAAUGAACUAAAAGAUUGGUCAAAAAAGGAGUUAACAGAUUUCUUGAAGAAAGUUGUAGAUAAAGAUUGUUCAGAUAUAGACUGCUUGAUUUGUUUCGUUGCUUGCCAAGCAAAAGGAGAUUAUUUAUAUGAUAACAAGGGAAACAAGUUCUCAAUGCAAGAUAUAGUUGAAAAGUUUACUGGGAAAGUAUGCAAGGACCUUAGAGGGAAGCCUAAAAUAUUUAUUUUCUUGAUGUCUUCAUCUACUAAGAAAUCAUGGUUGCCUCGUGUUUUUGCUGAAAGUACUGAUGGUGAUGAUGACGACAGCUUGAUUCCAGUGCAUUCUGAUCUUCUUCAAGUUGCUAUUAAUAUUCAAGAAUCAAACCAAUUAGAAGGUGUGAUUGGAAAAUUUUGUAACAUUUUUGGAGAAGAAAGUUCUGAAGAUUUUCUCACCCAGCUGACCAGGAUGAAUGACGAACUUGUUAAAGAUUAUGGAUUUUAUUCUCCUUCAAACAAGAAUUCAGCUACAUUUUCUUUUAAUUCUACAUUAACUGAAACUCUAAUAUUAAAUAAACCAAAAUCCAAAAGCAAAUGAUAUUGCAUUUUUUCAAUGUAUUGGUCAUUUUACAAAAUUCAUGUAAGUGAAUGCAGUGUUUGAAACAGACACUUUGUAUUCAUUUUACAGGGAAAAUAUGUAUUACAUAUGUAUCACAUUAUAAUUUUGUUCCCACUUUUAACUUAUCAUAUUUGUUUUCUUUUGUAGAAUUAAUUAAAACACAUGACAAGAUAAAAAAAAUUAUGAUUUGUUAAGUUUCAGAAAAUAUUUGAUGUUAUUUUUUUAUAAUAUUUUUAUGUUUUUUUAUUGUGAAUAUAAUCGUGCCAUUUUUUGAAAAUUAGUUUGUAUAUUUGUUUUAAUUUAUAUGAUAUGCAACUGUGAUAAGUUUUUUUUACUUAAAAAAAGUCAGGAUUUUCAAAUUAAAUGUCAAAUAAUCUUUUUGAAAGAGAUUGA
This is a messenger RNA of Argiope bruennichi, 2170 nucleotides long. RefSeq lists its product as uncharacterized. The coding region runs from base 101 to 1756 and encodes 551 amino acids. NCBI's taxonomy places the organism in Eukaryota, Metazoa, Arthropoda, Arachnida, Araneae, Araneidae. Gene Ontology annotation, biological process: proteolysis. Gene Ontology annotation, molecular function: cysteine-type endopeptidase activity. The record is from RefSeq and is a predicted model, not a curated record. The transcript has 13 exons.